Messenger RNA from Hordeum vulgare subsp. vulgare (domesticated barley), 1690 nucleotides. RefSeq names its product probable sucrose-phosphatase 1. Gene Ontology annotation, molecular function: magnesium ion binding; sucrose-phosphate phosphatase activity. The transcript has 9 exons. The coding region runs from base 192 to 1460 and encodes 422 amino acids. Gene Ontology annotation, biological process: sucrose biosynthetic process. NCBI's taxonomy places the organism in Eukaryota, Viridiplantae, Streptophyta, Magnoliopsida, Poales, Poaceae. The record is from RefSeq and is a predicted model, not a curated record.
AGCGUUUUGUGGAGUGGGGGAGUGGUGGUGGUUCCGAGCCAAUCACGGUCUCCACGAACCGUAUUUCACCCCCCAACCGCACCAACCCUAUCCCUCCCCUCUUUUCUUUCUUUCUGCGGUCACCGGCGGGCGGCGGGGAGCAGAUCGACCGCGCGGCGGCAGGCCACCGGACUCCGUCAAGGCUGCUAAAAAUGGAUAAGGUCAAGGGCUCUGCGCGCCUGAUGAUUGUUUCAGAUCUCGAUCACACGAUGGUCGAUCAUCAUGACGAAGAGAACCUGUCUCUGCUUAGGUUCGGGGCCCUUUGGGAGUCUGUCUACUGCCAGGAUUCCCUUCUCGUCUUCUCAACAGGAAGAUCGCCUACUCUGUAUAAGGAAUUGAGGAAAGAGAAGCCUAUGCUCACUCCAGACAUCACCAUCAUGUCCGUGGGCUCUGAGAUAACGUAUGGUGAGGCCAUGGUUCCUGAUGAUGGCUGGGAGGAAUAUCUCAACAAUAAGUGGGACAAGAAUAUUGUUCUUGAGGAGACGGCUAAGUUCUCUGAGCUCAAGCUCCAGCCAGACACAGAACAGCGUCCACAUAAGGUCAGCUUUUUGGUCGACAAGAAGAACGCUCAGGGAGUGAUCAAGUCUCUCUCCGACAAGUUUGAGAAGCGUGGGGUAGAUGCGAAAAUAAUCUACAGCGGUGGCCAGGAUCUCGACAUAUUAGCUCAAGGGGCUGGAAAGGGUCAAGCACUUGCAUAUUUGCUCAAGAAGUUGGGUUCAUGCGGAAAAACACCCAACAAUACUCUUGUUUGUGGUGACUCUGGCAAUGAUGCAGAAUUAUUCAGUAUCCCUGGUGUACAUGGUGUCAUGGUUAGCAAUGCCCAAGAGGAACUACUCCAGUGGCAUGCAGAAAAUGCGAAGGAUAAUCCUAAGAUAAUUCAUGCAACUGAGAGGUGUGCUGCUGGUAUUAUUCAAGCUAUCGGGCACUUCAAGCUAGGACCUAAUGUUACUCCAAGAGAUGAUGCGUUUCCUUACGUCAAGGAGGACCCUUUCAAGCCUACAGCGGCCAUUGUGAAGUUCUAUGUUCUGUACGAAAAGUGGCGUAGAGCUGAUGUUCCAAAGGCUGAUUCAGUUAUAGACUACUUCAAAAACAUCACAGAUGCAAAUGGAGUUAUUAUUCAUCCGUCUGGGGUCGAACUUUCGAUCCAUUCGUCCAUUGAUGAGCUGGCUUCAUGUUAUGGUGACAAACAAGGGAAAAAGUACCGAUCAUGGGUGGACAGACUAGUUAUCUUGCAGACUGCUUCUGACAGUUGGCUCGUGAGAUUCGACUUGUGGGAGGCAGAAGGUGAUGCGUGGGUGUGCUGUUUUACAACUCUUGCGCUGAGUGUAAAGCCUGAAAACCCCGGGGGUUUCGUGGUAACACACAUCCACAAGACAUGGCGCAAAGAAUAUCCCGGGGUUGAGCAGUCGUCCAAACUCUAGACCGCCGGCCGGCGCAUGGGGAGGAGUUUUUUCUUCUUGAGGAUGAAAUAAGAAAUCGUACCGGAAGCAUGUGAAUUUCUUUUUUACUUGUUCAUAUAAUGUUAAUAAGUGCUCCCAGACACAUACAUAUACUAGACUGGAUGAUGUCUCUUGAUGCUGUCAUGAGAGGCUAAACUAAAGUAAAUGACCCCAGUCCCAGUAUAUAUACUAGUUGGAUGUGCUACGUGUUA